AGGUCGAACGAGACUGUCCCUCAGUCUCAGUCUCACAAUCCGACUUUGCGUUCAGCAACAAAGCAACUAAACUAGCUAGCUCGCAAACAAACAACCAAACAAACCUAGAAAAAUGACACCCUUGAACCUCGGAUGCAUCCCAACAACACCAACCAGCAAGGAAUUGGGAUACGGAGAACCCAGCACAAAAGAUCUUGGCUACGGACCAAGCGAACAAGAAGUCGACCUGGGCUACGGACCAACAGAAGACGUUGGCCUGGGUUACGGGAGCACCGAAGAUCUUGGAUACGGACCAACAACUCUUGCUGGUACUCCAAGGAAAAACACAGAUCCUGGACGGGCAGGGUACCACAGGCGUUGCUCAGUGACAAGAUACUCGCUGCAGUCUUCUUCUGGGAUUUCCAUGCAAGAGCUCGUGGACAAGACAUGCUCCAAUCUGGUAAUCAAGGACAAAACUGGGAUGGACUAUUCAUUCAAAGGGGAACAAGGCGUAGUACCAGAGGACAAUGAAGGAUCGAACAACUAACUAAACACAAUACUGUACAAUAUAAAAUGAUCAAUCCAAGAAUGCACAGCUAACUAAAAUGCGAAGGCAUAAUAUGCUUAGAACCUUACACGGAUGUGGUGUUGUGAUAAAGUGUCAUGCAACUGGUA
This is a messenger RNA of Seminavis robusta, 654 nucleotides long. Lineage: Eukaryota; Bacillariophyta; Bacillariophyceae; Naviculales; Naviculaceae. The record is from the annotation of a GenBank genome assembly.